AUGAUGUCAACUGCUGUCUCUCACGAUGCAGCCUCAACACUGCGGCCACGGGCCACAUACACUGCACCCACCCCUGAAACAGACCCGGGCCUCAAGCCGCCACCAGAUAAACCGGGUCUAGAUAGAAGUGGCCACUCCACUCCCGUCGCAGAAGAUGCUCCCCCCUCGGCGCACUCGAUAUCGACAGCUCGCAAGCAGGUGCGAGCUCGCAAUCGUCUAUUCUAUACCAUUGACUAUGUGCCACGAGUGUCCCAUUUCGAUCCCGAGAGCGACUACCACAAUUUCCGGGGAUUUUUCAUUCUCUUUUGGAUCUCCUUGGUCAUUAUGGUGGUCACGACUGGACUGCGCAAUAUCAAAGAUACCGGAUACCCACUGCGUGUGAGAGUCUGGAGUCUUUUGAGUGCCAAUUUAUGGGAAAUGGGAAUGAGCGAUUUGGCCAUGGUAGUGAGCUCUGCGCUUGUUCUGCCGCUGCAUCGGCUCUAUCGCCGUGGACCAAAGUGGCUACAGUGGUCUCGCGGCGGUAUGGUAGUUCAAUGUAUUGGCGAAGCGGUUUGGCUCGCUGUCUGGAUCAAUUGGCCAUUUAUGCGCCUGUGGACUUGGACUGCCCAAGUCUUUUUUACCCUCCAUCUCUUGACCAUCCUGAUGAAGCUCCAUUCUUAUGCCUUUUACAACGGUCAUCUAAGCGAGACCGAGCGUCGUUUGAAUGCCCUCGACAAACAAGUUGAGGUAACGCCGGGUUCCUCUCGAGAAUUUCACUACCCAGAUACGUACGGUCUGCGGCCAUCAAUCCCUUCGCAAGAUGAGGAUUCUAUUUCCGAGCUAUCUCGUCUCCGUGAGGGCUUAGCUACAGAGCUGACAUCUCCCUUGGGCAACAUCUCUUACCCGCAGAAUCUCCACAUUGAAAACUACGUGGAUUAUCUUUUCUGUCCUACUCUCUGCUAUGAGCUCGAGUAUCCCCGGCGACCGGAGCGUCGCUGGUCCGAGAUUGGCUAUAAGACACUGGCUGUAUUUGGAUGCAUUUUCCUGCUGACGUUGACAAGUGAGGAAUUCAUUGUCCCUGUCCUAAGCGAUGCCAGUGGCCAGUUACAUCUCUCUAUAAACAUUGCGGAAAAGGCUCUCAUUCUGGCAGAGACCAUCAGCAUGCUCUUGUUCCCAUUUAUGAUCACGUUCCUCCUUGUCUUCCUUGUCAUAUUCGAGUAUAUACUUGGCGCAUUCGCAGAACUGACCCGAUUUGCGGAUCGACACUUUUAUUCCGAUUGGUGGAAUUCAUGUGACUGGCUCGAGUUCUCCAGAGAAUGGAAUAUCCCUGUUCACAACUUCCUUUUCCGCCAUGUCUACUAUCCAUCCCGCGUCAACUUUUCCCGGCCCGUUGCUACAUUUAUCACGUUUCUUGUCAGCUCCAUCUUCCACGAGGUGGUCAUGAGUUGCAUCACCAAGAAGCUUCGCGGGUAUGGCUUCAUCGCCAUGAUGCUCCAGCUACCAAUUGUCGCCGUCCAGAAGUCCAAUUUCUUCAAGGGACGGACGACUCUUAAUAACGCCUUCUUUUGGUGCUCAAUGAUAUUGGGUCUAUCGAUGAUGUGCGUAUUCUACGUGUUGCUUUGA
Penicillium taxi is the source of this 1602-nucleotide messenger RNA. RefSeq names its product putative sterol o-acyltransferase (APE2). The transcript is spliced from 6 exons. Gene Ontology annotation, molecular function: ergosterol O-acyltransferase activity. The coding region runs from base 1 to 1602 and encodes 533 amino acids. Gene Ontology annotation, cellular component: endoplasmic reticulum membrane. Lineage: Eukaryota; Fungi; Ascomycota; Eurotiomycetes; Eurotiales; Aspergillaceae. Gene Ontology annotation, biological process: ergosterol metabolic process. The record is from RefSeq and is a predicted model, not a curated record.